CAACUCUCGCUUUACUCCACCUGCGCCGUGUCCACGGCACGAACGACUACAGCUGCAUGUCGACGCCGUAUCCACUCCCGAAUCUGAAUUCGGGUCCGAGGGCUUUCGUCACGAGUGAUUUGGAUCAUGGCGGGAUUGCGCUCACGGUGGGCACGUUGCUCGCGGUGUAUGCGGUGUUGUGCUUCAUUUCGAGGAUGUAUAUGCGGUUGACUGUCAGUGGACCGGUUGGGUGGGAUGAUAUUAUUUGUGGUGUUGCGACGUUCUUCGGUUCACUGGAAAUGGUCGUCUUCGGCGUGGCUAUACACUUUGGACUCGGCAAGAAGAUGGAGAUUCUGGACCAGACUGCGAUUCCGUACAUCUCCAAGGUCAUCUACGCUGCGCAACUCAUCUACAUCACCACGAACGCGUUGACGAAGUGCUCCGUGGCACUUCUUCUCGCACGCCUCAUUCUUCUUCGGAGCCGACUAAUAGUAUGCUACGGACUAGUCGCGACUCUCACCUGGCAGGUCAUCACCGCGGUCAACGUCGCCAUCGAACUCGGCCUCCUCGCCAUACCCGUCUGGCUCGUCUGGUCUCUCCAGACCAACUUCAGCCGCAAACUCACCGUCGUCGCCGUCUUCGGUCUGCGAGUCCUCGUCAUCCCCGCAGCCCUCGUCCGCCUCCACUACCUCCAAACCGUCCUCCCAAACUCCCGCGACCCUUUCUUCGACGGCGUCGCACCCUUCAUCUGCCUCAACCUCGAACUCCACUACGGCCUCAUGGCCAGCACAAUGCCCACCCUCAAAGCCUUCGUCAACGCCUGCAACACCGGCUUCGGCACCCACGACAGCGCAGGCGUAAGCGGCUACGGCAGCAGCAAUAGCUACGCCAUGCAAUCUCUCGAAAGCGGGGGCAAGUCCUCCAACGGACAACCUGGCGGACCUGGCGGAGCCAAGAGACGGAGCACGAAACUCCCUUUCUCACCCGACCGAACACAGGACUCGUUCCGCACGGCGGAUUCAAGGAGGAGGAGUCGGCAUGUUGUGGACGGGAAUUAUGUGGUCGAUGAGGCGUUGCCGAAAUUUGGUAAGACGACGACAAUGGUGAGAGCGAUGCCGAGUGAGGAGAGGAGGGAGAGGAGGAGGAGUGUGAGGAGUGAUAGUUCGUGUCGACAGAUGGUGAUUCAGCAGACGACGACGUGUGAGGUGAGGUAUGAGGAGGAAGAGGCGAAGAGAGAAGUGCUGGAGAGUCGAGGGAGAGGAGGUGCUGAGGCGGAUUCGAUGGAGUUGGCGCCUGUGAACAGGAGGGGGUCGGGAUGA
Molecule: messenger RNA, 1298 nt
Organism: Zymoseptoria tritici IPO323
Lineage: Eukaryota; Fungi; Ascomycota; Dothideomycetes; Mycosphaerellales; Mycosphaerellaceae
Exons: 5
Coding region: 57-1298 (413 amino acids)
Source: RefSeq, a predicted model, not a curated record